Messenger RNA from Penicillium subrubescens, 1407 nucleotides. RefSeq names its product nicotinate phosphoribosyltransferase. Gene Ontology annotation, biological process: NAD+ biosynthetic process. Gene Ontology annotation, molecular function: nicotinate phosphoribosyltransferase activity. The coding region runs from base 1 to 1407 and encodes 468 amino acids. The transcript has 5 exons. The record is from RefSeq and is a predicted model, not a curated record. Lineage: Eukaryota; Fungi; Ascomycota; Eurotiomycetes; Eurotiales; Aspergillaceae.
AUGGGCCAGGAAGCAACCCCGCUGCCGGAGGGCAUCUUCUCCCUUCUGGAUACCGAUUUGUACAAAUUGACCAUGCAAUGCGCUAUUCUGAAGUACUUUCCUGAUGUUUAUGUGACCUACGGCUUCACGAAUCGGACCCCGCACAUGAAGUUGCGGCGCGGGGCAUACAAAUGGCUUCUGGAGCAGAUGGCGAAGCUCGCCAAUGUCCGCGUUACCGCCGAAGAGCACGACUUUCUAAAGAAAAAGUGCCCAUACCUCAAUGAGACCUACCUCGCCUUCCUCGAGACCUUCCAGCUCCGACCCGCCGAGCAAAUCGAUAUCAAGUUCACCCCGACGCAAGACACUGGCAGCGACGAGGAUGAGGGUGUCGUGGAAUACAACAUCAAGGGUCUCUGGGUGGACACAAUCUUGUACGAGAUCCCGCUGUUGGCACUGACCAGUCAAGCGUAUUUCAUGUUCAGCGACAAGGACUGGGACCAUGGCAACCAGGAGGAAAAGGCGUUCCGGAAGGGCUGUGAGCUUUUGGAGAAUGGGUGUGUGUUCUCCGAGUUCGGCUCGCGUCGGCGGAGAGAUUAUCAUACACAUGAUCUGGUGAUGAAGGGUCUUUGUCGGGCUGCGGAGGAAGGGAAGCGGCAAGGCUGGAAGGGUGUUCUCACUGGUACUAGCAAUGUGCACUUUGCUAUGAAGUACAAUGUUGGCACUGUUGGUACCGUGGCACACGAGUGGUAUAUGACCAUUGCGGCGAUUACGGAGGACUAUGAGAAUGCCAACGAGUUGGCGCUGCGGUACUGGCUCGGUUGCUUUGGCGAGGGUGUCCUCGGCAUCGCUCUUACCGAUACUUUCGGCACACCAGCCUUCCUAGAUGCCUUCCGCAAACCCAUCCGCGAAGCUCCAGUGCAAAGCGAUGCUUCCGCGAGUCCCCCGGUUACCACCGAUAUCCACGUCGACAACUCCAAGUCCACCCAGACCUAUGCCCAAGUCUACACCGGUGUCCGCCAGGACUCCGGCGACCCAACCUACUUCGUCAAGAUGGUGCGCGACUUUUACGACCGCGAGGGCAUCACCGAUAAAAAGACAGUUGUCUUUUCGGACUCGCUAAACAUCGAGCAUUGUCUCGAGUACAAGGCCAUUGCCGAGGAAGCUGGCUUCAACCCUACAUUUGGUGUGGGUACUUUCUUCACGAAUGACUUUAAAAACAAAUCCAACGGCGAAAAAUCCAAGCCCCUCAACAUCGUCAUCAAAAUCGCCACUGCCAAUGGUCGUCCAGCCAUCAAGUUGAGCGAUAACAUGGGUAAGAACACCGGUGAUAGCGCUAAGGUACAGGAGGUCAAGCAGAAGCUGGGCUACACCGAGCAAUCAUGGCUUGAAGGUGACGAGGGUAAUCGCUGGGCAGGCGGGCGGUCAUAA